Molecule: messenger RNA, 852 nt
Organism: Henningerozyma blattae CBS 6284
Lineage: Eukaryota; Fungi; Ascomycota; Saccharomycetes; Saccharomycetales; Saccharomycetaceae
Exons: 1
Coding region: 1-852 (283 amino acids)
Source: RefSeq, a predicted model, not a curated record
AUGCAAAAUUAUGUUAGACCUUAUUAUAACAAAUGCUCGAAACACAUUAUUGGAAAUAAAAAAAAGCUUAUUUCAGCUGCAACAAACACUACUUAUGAAAUUGACUAUGAAAACAUUCCCGAAAGUGUAUUAGAGAAUUAUUUUAUCAUAAAAACUACUAAUAAAGAAAUUAUUAAGGGAAUUAGUCAUCAUUUGAAGAUGAAGGUUGAUGAAAAAGGAUUUGAGUCUCCUACUCUGAUAGUACUUAAAGCUUCUCCACAAGUAACAAGCUCCCUUCGAGUGUUUAAUCACGAUAUUGGAAAACAAUAUAAAAGCCAUCUGGAUUCAUUGUAUGAAGUAUGGGAAUUAAUAAAAUCAGAAAUUCAAAAUUCGCUUGAAUGUGCAAAUUUGAGAAGGUUUGGAAAAAUAUCAAGACUCCCAAAAGAUUUAGUUAAUGACUUUCAAAACUCAGAUUUUUUCGACGUGAGACAAUGUUCAAAAAGCUUCCUUGAACCAAAGUUUACCUUGAAUAAAAUUAACGCUAUUUAUCUUGGUGUAACUUCAGAAGAACAGCAUUUGAUUCAAUAUUAUCUAAAAAAUAUCCAAUGCGAGUUAUAUUUCAAUAAUAAAAUUGGGAGUUGUCAACAAUUAUAUAAUACAAUUAGAGCUGAUCCAGUAACUAUCUUUUCAGAUCGUAUUGAGAAGGAUAGUUCAGGAAAAAAUUAUAAUUGGCAUAUUAGAAUAAGACAUACUGUUCCAAUUCUACCAGAAGAAAUUUUUAAAUUAUAUUGGACUAAGUUUGAAGAUUCUCAAAGCCCAACAUUUGCUAAGAUAAGAGGGGAAAAUUGUAGAAUCAUUUUCAUUGAGGAUUGA